CUGCAAGCUCUGUGUUGAGGUUAACAAGCCCGGGGAAGGAAGAGAGGGAAGAUAGCCGUGUUCUCUUCCCAUAAAACCGUUCGGGGUCGGCGAGUCUCCUUUGCUUCAGUGCAUGUCCGCUGUACCGCACCCAUAUAUCCAAAGAAUAUCGCCUACACGCGCCAGGAGAAGAGCGGCCGAGGCUUGGUAUACUAAUAGGAUCGUCCCAACGCUGGUAAAAUAUCCACUAUCUGGAGGAGAACGGCUGAGGCUGAGUACACGCAACGAUGACAAACGUGACAAACGUCCGUUAUCAGCAGUUGAAAACCAUCAUGGAGGCCCGGCACUCUCGUGGAGGGAAGAACAAGAAAAGAACAAAAAUGAGGCGGAUAUGUCCUCUGUGCAAUACAGUUAGCCUCAACGAAAAAGAAAUGGUUCUGCAUUAUUCCGGCACUCUUCACAAAUACAUGAAGCGACUAAAACGUAUUCAGUAUACUUAUACCAAGAACUUGAAAACACUGGAUGACAAGAUAAAAGCAUCGGAGGGGCAGAAUGAGCCUCUAAUUGGCCUUGAAUACAUUUACCAGUACGCUGCAGAUAAAAGAGGGAUUAUACCUUACGUAUGCAUACUGUGUGAUUGCGUUUUUAAGCUCGACACCGUUUUCUAUCAUAUUGCGGGGAUUAAGCACAGAUGUGUGUACAUGAGUAAGAAUUUUCCUACCAUGGGAAUCGACCGCAAUUUCAGGGUAAAAACCCCUUCUGACUUCAGAAAACUGCUGACUGCUGUUGAGAUCGUUGAGAAGAGCCAUGGAAGGAAACAGAUAAAUGUUUCCAACAGCUUUUUUAAUCCUAAGAAAAACGGAGGCUUGAAUUAUGAUUCAGAGUCCGGAGGUGAAUGUCUCUCCUCAAGUGAGGAUGAACAGGACAAGCCAGGUUCAAGAUCUUCCACCUCUAAGCCCAAUCCUCUUCUUAAAGAUGAAUGGGAAAAACCAAAGGGCGGUGUUGGUAACCAGAAAGACAGCCUACCAUUUCAGUAUGACCUCAAUGUUGAUAGAGCUCUUCCAGCAUUUCAGUAUGAUGAGCACAGUGAUAUAACCCGCCCGCUAAAGAACCGUGGCGAUUCAGGUUUUCAAGGCGAUCGUAAUAUCCGUGAAGACGUUGGUAGCCUUCCCAUGGAGCUUUCAUACCAACAAAGAGGCCCUGAUAGCAGGAACUUCACUGGUAGGGCAGACUUUCCCGGUGAUCGUAAUCCCAGCUAUGAAAUGCACAGAAGUGAGAUGCCAUUUAAAUACGAUGACAUGAAAGGGCCAACCUCACAAGGUGGCCCCAGGCACACCGACAGCCAAGUAAGGAAAAAUGAGCGCGACUUUGCUUUUCCGCUUGGUCAGGGCACACAAUUACUGGGCAAUCCCCGUGGUGACUUUGGCAUGCCGUCUAUUGGACCGUUAUCGGGUGACCGCAAUCUGCAAUCACAGAUGCACAGAGGUGGGGCAAUGUACAAUGACAGACAAGAGCCAAAUAUAGAUGGUGGUCCCUUGCGUUCCGACAGACAACUUAGGAACAACGACCGCGACUUCGCUCUUCAACAAAAUCAAAGUAUGGGUGACCAUGGUAUGCCAUCUCUGGGACCAUUGCGUCAACAACUAGAUCGGGAUGGCUUUAAGGGUCAAAAUAGGACAUCGAGCCAUCCUUUAAAUUUUCCUGGUGACCGCGAUCUGGGCUCUCAAACACGCAGAGAUGAUAGGACGGAGUUUCAGUACGAUGACAGACAAAGUCAGCUAGAAGGUGGUCCCAGGCAUACCGACAAGCAAGAAUGGAAAAAUGAACGUGACUUUACUUAUCGGCCUGAUCAAAGCAUGCGACCGCUGGACAACCCCCGUGGUGACUUUGACAUGCCAUCUAUGGGGUCGCUACGUCAACAAGGAAAUAGAGAUGGCUUGAUGGGUCAAAAUAAGACUCCGCUUUUUCCUGGUGACCAUGACCCCAGCUAUCCGAUGCGCAAAGACGAGAUGGCAUUCCAGCGUGAUGACAGGCGAGCGCCAACAUUACAAGGUGGCCCCAGAGAGUCCGAUAACCAAUUAAGGAUCAGUGACCGUGACUUUGCUUCUCGUCUUGAUCAAAGCAAACGCUUAUCGGGUGAUCUCCUCCGUGACCCUAUUAUGCCACCUAUUAGACCGUUGCUUCAACAAGUAGAUGAUGAUUUUGAGAGCAAAGGCCGGACAAAGGACCAUCCUCCAGGUUUUCUUGGUGACCACAAUCUCGGCACUCCAAUGCCCAAGGAUAGAAUGGGGCUCCGUUAUGAUGACAGACCAGGACCAAUGAUACAAGGCGGCCCCAGGCCUACUGACAGCCGAGUAAGAACCGAUGCCCGGGACUUUACUUUUCGGCGUAAUGAACUGGACGAUGCCCGUGGUGACCCCGAUAGGUCGUCUAUGGGACCAUUACAUCUACAAGUAGAUCGCGGUGACCUAAAGGGGCAAAAUAGAACACAAGGCAAUCUUCCGGGCUUUUCUGAAGACCGCUCACGAAUGCACAGAGAUGAGAAAGCAUUUCUGUACGAUGACAAAAGAGGGCCAACGUUACAAGGUGCUCCCAAAAACAGUGAUAUAACCCACCCGCUAAGGAAACAUGGCGAUUCAGGUUUUCAAGGCGAUCGUAAUAUCCGUGAAGACGUUGGUAGCCUUCCCCAAGUACGAAGCAAUGACCGUGACUUGGGUUUUAGGCAGGAUCAAAGCAAUCGAUCACUGGGUAAUAUUCAUAGUGAUUUUGACUUGCCAUCUGUGGGACCAUUCGAUCGUGAAGACUUUAAGGGUCAAAAUAAAACGCAGAGCCGUUCUCCAGGAUUCCCUGAUGACCCCGAUUUCCAAUCUCAAAUGCACCGAGGUGGGAUGUCCUUAGAGUAUGACGAUGAAAGACGAGCAAUGCCACAAGAUUCUGCUUUUCCACUCGACUUUCAAAGGGAAGAGCCCUCCCAGGAGCUCCAAGGAAGAACGCUGCAGGACGAUCUUCUAACUUUUCAAGAGCUAAAGAAAGCGCAUGAAACUGGUCUUGACUUAGCCUGGGGCGGAAUGGAUGAACAGGGUGUGGAGGAUGACAGUGACAUGGAAGUGCGCAGCAUGGACCUCAGUGACUGCGAUCCGGAUGAAAUCUUAUGCAAUGCGGAUCUGUUUGAAUUCUUGAAAACUUUCGAGGUUAAGGACUACGAAGACGAGCAGUUCGCUAUUAAAGUCAGAGAUUUCUUCACCAACGGUACCAUAAGAUACAAAAGCCACAAGGAAGAGGCUCUAAAAAAACGAAUCGCAGAGGCGAAGAAGUGUCUGGAAGAGGAAAAGCAGGCAUUUUUGGAGCUACAAAUAUCAAAAGAACGUCCAAAGAAAGAUCGUCCAAAGACUAAAGCCCCCAAAAAAGGUAAGGUUGCAGAAAUCUGGACUAAAUAUGGAUGAAAAUCACAAAUAUAUAUAUAUAAAAAAAAUGCAGGUAAAUAUGGAUGACAAACCAAAAAAAAAAAAGAACAGGUAAGGCUGUAGAUAUCCGGGCUAAAUGUGUAUAUCACACCACGUCUUCGAACUCAGUCUGUCCAAACCAAAGCUUGUGAUAUUUCCUCCCCCCACAUGCCCCUUCCCCUGACCUAUCUUUCGAGAGACGGCACAGAUAUCAGACCAAUUCUGCGCGCCAGGGUGUUGGGUGUAAUCCUGGACUCUCCUUUCAGCCCUACAUCUAAUCACUGUCCAAAUCAUGCUGC
Rana temporaria (common frog) is the source of this 3721-nucleotide messenger RNA. RefSeq lists its product as uncharacterized. NCBI's taxonomy places the organism in Eukaryota, Metazoa, Chordata, Amphibia, Anura, Ranidae. The record is from RefSeq and is a predicted model, not a curated record. Gene Ontology annotation, cellular component: precatalytic spliceosome. The coding region runs from base 267 to 3422 and encodes 1051 amino acids. The transcript is spliced from 15 exons. Gene Ontology annotation, molecular function: double-stranded RNA binding; single-stranded RNA binding.